This is a messenger RNA of Glycine soja, 2239 nucleotides long. RefSeq names its product leucine-rich repeat receptor-like serine/threonine/tyrosine-protein kinase SOBIR1. The record is from RefSeq and is a predicted model, not a curated record. Lineage: Eukaryota; Viridiplantae; Streptophyta; Magnoliopsida; Fabales; Fabaceae. The transcript has a single exon. The coding region runs from base 37 to 1947 and encodes 636 amino acids. Gene Ontology annotation, biological process: protein phosphorylation. Gene Ontology annotation, molecular function: protein binding; protein kinase activity; ATP binding.
GGCAGAGCUCAAUGCGAAGCAAAAGUGAGUGUAACAAUGGCUGAGAAAAUGAAAACUCACUACUUUCCUCUCUUUUCAUUCUUUUUCUUCUUCUUCUUAAUCUCCAUCAACGCCAAACUUGAUCUCUACCCUUCAGACUACAAGGCACUCCUCACUCUGCAGAAGGACCUCCGAGUCAACGGUCAACUCGCGGCGGCAACUGAGGCGUGCGAAACGGAGGGCGUGCUCUGCGAGCGGAGGCGGCUCUCCGGCAAGGAAACCUACGCGCUCCGAAUCACCAGACUCGUCUUCAAAUCGAACAACCUAAAUGGUGUUUUGUCUCCUUCCAUCGGACGCCUCACGGAGCUCAAGGAACUCUCUCUCUCCGACAACCAACUCGUUGACCGAGUCCCUCCCCAAAUCGUUGACUGCCGAAAGCUCGAAAUCCUCGACCUCGCCAACAACAUCUUCUCCGGCGAGGUCCCCUCCGAGCUCUCCUCCCUCACGCGCCUCCGCGUGCUGGACCUCUCCACCAACAGGCUCUCCGGCAACCUUAAUUUUCUCAAAUACUUUCCCAAUUUGGAAACUCUUUCAGUAGCCGACAACCUCUUCACCGGAAGAGUCCCUCCCUCGGUCCGCUCCUUCCGGAACCUACGACACUUUAAUUUCUCCGGCAACCGCUUCCUCGACCCCUCUCUACAAUCAUCCUCACCAGACACAAUUCUCUCUAGACGUUUUCUAUCUGAAGACGGUGAUGGUGAUGUUCCUGCACCUGCUCCUGCACCUAAUAACUCACAGAAGAAGAAAUCCAAUGCUUCUACUCAUGCUGCUGCUGCUGCACCUGGUCCUGCACCUAACCAUACCAAUAAGCACAAGCACAGUAAGAGAAAACUCUUGGGGUGGAUUCUGGGGUUUGUAGCAGGGGCACUGGGGGGAACCUUAUCAGGAUUCGUGUUUUCUUUGAUGUUCAAGCUCGCUCUCGCGUUGAUCAAAGGAAGAGGAAGGAAAGCGGGGCCUGAUAUCUAUAGUCCAUUGAUCAAGAAAGCAGAAGAUUUGGCCUUCUUGGAAAAAGAAGAAGGAAUCGCGUCGUUGGAGAUCAUCGGGCGCGGUGGCUGUGGAGAGGUCUACAAGGCAGAGUUACCGGGAAGCAACGGGAAAAUGAUCGCUAUAAAGAAAAUCGUUCAGCCUCCGAAAGACGGUGCUGAGUUAGCAGAAGAGGACAGCAAGGUUCUGAACAAGAAAAUGAGGCAAAUUCGAUCGGAGAUCAACACCGUGGGACAAAUUAGACACAGAAACCUUCUGCCUCUGCUGGCGCACGUGUCUAGACCGGAAUGUCACUACCUUGUGUACGAGUUCAUGAAAAAUGGAAGCUUGCAAGACACUCUGAGCAAGGUCGAGAGGGGCGAGAGCGAGUUGGAUUGGUUGUCAAGGCACAAGAUCUCCCUCGGUGUGGCUGCUGGGCUUGAAUACCUUCACAUGAAUCACAACCCACGAAUCAUUCAUAGAGAUCUCAAGCCUGCUAAUAUCCUUCUUGACGAUGACAUGGAGGCAAGAAUUGCUGAUUUUGGACUCGCCAAGGCUAUGCCCGAUUACAAGACUCACAUAACAACCUCCAAUGUGGCUGGCACUGUGGGCUAUAUUGCUCCUGAGUAUCAUCAGAUACUCAAGUUCACUGAUAAGUGUGAUAUUUACAGUUAUGGAGUGAUUCUUGGUGUAUUGGUCAUUGGUAAGCUUCCUUCUGAUGAUUUCUUUCAGCACACUGAAGAGAUGAGUUUGGUCAAGUGGAUGAGGAAGACUUUAAGCUCCGAGAAUCCCAAGGAGGCAAUUAAUUCAAAGCUGCUGGGGAAUGGGUAUGAGGAGCAGAUGCUUCUUGUUUUGAAGAUUGCAUGCUUUUGCACUAUGGAUGAUCCCAAGGAGAGGCCUAACAGUAAGGAUGUUAGGUGCAUGCUGUCACAGAUCAAACACUGAAUCUGCUGUAUGUUUAAGUAUGUGAAAUAUUGUGUACCAUAUUUGUGCCAAAGUGUGCUUGUUUAAGAAUAUAGUUGAUAACUAGAGGAUCAAUGUUGGUUCAUAGGGUAAAUAAUGAACCGAUGUAAUCUUGUUUCCUUUAUCACGGAUUGCUGAAUUUCUUUGGAAAAAGAAAAAUUCAGCACUGCGAUGAUCUAUGUAUAAUCUAGUCUGUCACAACUAGUUUCCACUUUACAUGUUUAUGGAUACACCCUGAAAAUAAAAUAGUUUUACGUUGUUUCCAUUGUUCUUA